CAAUAUGGCGGAUGGCGAGGACCCAAUGGCUGUUGAUGGUGGGUGUGGGGACACUGGAGACUGGGAAGGUCGCUGGAACCAUGUAAAGAAGUUCCUCGAGCGAUCUGGACCCUUCACACACCCCGAUUUCGAACCAAGCAAUGAAUCUCUUCAGUUUUUGUUAGAUACAUGUAAAGUUCUAGUCAUUGGAGCUGGCGGCUUAGGAUGUGAGCUCCUGAAAAACCUGGCAUUGUCUGGUUUUAGACAGAUUCAUGUAAUAGACAUGGACACUAUAGAUGUUUCCAAUCUAAAUAGGCAGUUUCUGUUUAGAUUAAUUCCUUUACUUGCACUCAGACAUUUCAACAAGAUUCAAGACUUUAACGACACUUUCUAUAGACAAUUUCAUAUUAUUGUAUGUGGACUAGACUCUAUCGUUGCCAGAAGAUGGAUAAAUGGCAUGCUGAUAUCGCUUCUAAAUUAUGACGAUGGUGUGUUAGAUCCAAGCUCCAUUGUCCCUUUGAUAGACGGAGGGACGGAAGGUUUUAAAGGCAAUGCCCGAGUGAUUCUGCCUGGAAUGACUGCCUGUAUUGAGUGCACGUUGGAACUUUAUCCACCUCAGGUUACUUUUCCCAUGUGCACCAUUGCAUCUAUGCCCAGGCUACCUGAACACUGUAUUGAGUAUGUCAGGAUGCUGCAGUGGCCUAAGGAGCAGCCUUUUGGAGAAGGCAUUCCAUUAGAUGGAGAUGAUCCUGAUCAUAUUCAGUGGAUUUUCCAAAAAUCUCUAGAGAGAGCAUCACAAUACAAUAUUAGGGGUGUUACAUAUAGACUCACUCAAGGGGUUGUGAAACGAAUCAUUCCUGCAGUAGCUUCCACAAAUGCAGUUAUCGCAGCUGUGUGUGCCACUGAAGUUUUUAAGAUAGCAACAAGUGCAUAUGUUCCCCUUAACAAUUACUUGGUAUUCAAUGAUGUAGAUGGGCUGUACACAUACACAUUUGAAGCAGAGAGAAAGGAAAACUGCCCAGCCUGUAGCCAGCUUCCUCAAAAUAUUGAGUUUUCUCCUUCGGCUAAACUACAGGAGGUUUUGGAUUACCUAACCAAUAGUACUUCUUUGCAAAUGAAAUCUCCAGCCAUUACAGCCACAUUAGAAGGAAAAAACAGAACACUUUAUUUACAGUCAGUAACCUCUAUUGAAGAACGAACAAGGCCAAAUCUCUCCAAGACAUUGAAAGAACUGGGACUCAUUGAUGGGCAAGAAUUGGCAGUUGCUGAUGUCACCACACCACAGACUGUACUAUUCAAACUUCAUUUUACUUCUUAAGGAAAAUAAAUCUGCACAUAAUAGUAAACUCAUGGAAAUAUACUUUGUGGCUAUCAAGAAACUUAACUUCAUUUUUAGCAUUGGUGUUGCUGGAAUUGACUUUUUUUAAAGAUAUGUAUACAAUGAAUGCUCUUUUUAAAAAACUUUGUAACUUACCCUUGAAGACAGACUUUUGGGGGUGGUGUCUAUAAGCGUUUUCACCACUACCCUGCGAAACGAUGCCUGCAAAGGUGAUGUGCAUUGACUUGCUUCUCCUGGACCAGAGGCAGACCGCUCGUGUGUGUGCAUCUUGUUGGUUGUGGUCAGAGAAUGUAUUCUCCAGCUUUCAGUUGCAUGCUCACACACCCCCCCGAACAGCAAUAAGACAAUGAAAUUAAACAAAGCAAAACAUUACCACCUAUCAACCAUCUAGAGCAUCAUUAAUUACCAGAGUAUUUUUUUGCGUGAUUUAAUAGUCAUUUACUUGUGGCUGUCCACAUGACUGUAAAUUAUUGAAAAGGUUUAUCUUGUCCAUAAUAAUUUGUAAAUGGUGUUAUAGCCAAAUAUCUGUGCAUGGAAAUGGGAAUAUUUUCAUGUAUUUAUUUGUGGUGCCAUAGAGGCUAAUAUGCACAUCAUUAAAGCCAAGAUGUUUAAGAAGAAUUUAAUGUUUAAAUAGUUAUCACUGAUGCUUUCACGUUAUUUAUUAAUAAAAUCAUAUAUUGUCUA
Molecule: messenger RNA, 2002 nt
Organism: Echinops telfairi (small Madagascar hedgehog)
Lineage: Eukaryota; Metazoa; Chordata; Mammalia; Afrosoricida; Tenrecidae
Gene: UBA3
Product: ubiquitin like modifier activating enzyme 3
Exons: 16
Coding region: 5-1297 (430 amino acids)
Biological process (GO): protein neddylation
Cellular component (GO): nucleus; cytoplasm
Molecular function (GO): NEDD8 activating enzyme activity
Source: RefSeq, a predicted model, not a curated record